AUGGCUACACAAGUACCACCAAAGCAUCGUAACGCUUUGAGGGUACUUAUGUUUCCGUGGUUAGCUUAUGGACACAUCUCUCCAUUCCUCGACUUAGCUAAGAAACUCGCGGACAGUGGAUUCUCUGUCCGCGUUUGUUCUACAAUUAUAAGUCGAGAAACUAUAAAUAAACAAAUCCCUGAAAAAUACUCUGCUUCAAUUAAGAUGGUUGAGCUUUGUUUACCAAAAUUACCUAAACUUACGACGAAUGAAAUCCCAGUUGAUAUGGAUCACAUUGUUCUAAAUACACUCAAAUUGUCCAAAUCCAACUUCGCGAAAAUCUUGAAAAAUCUGAAACCUGAUUUGGUUAUUUACGACUUAUUAUUGCAAUGGGCUGAAGGCGUAGCGAAUGAACAGGGGAUUCCAGCAAUGAAAUUCGUAGUUAUGGGUGCAGCGGUGUUUUCAUACUUUUAUAAUUUGAUAAGAAAACCCGAGGUUGAAUUCCCUUUUCAGGAUAUUUAUCCUGGAAAAAAUGAGCUGAUGAGACUGAAUGAAUUGAUUGCGAAAUCUUCUAGAGAGGAAGAACAUGAUGAUGUUGAUGAUCCUUUUGCUGAAGGAAAUAUACAAAUUAUGUUGAUGAGUACCUCUAGAACUAUAGAGGGUAAAUAUAUUGAUUAUUUCACUAAAUUGAGUAAUUGGAAAGUUAUUCCUGUUGGUCUACCAAUAAAAAAUCGCGUAACUAAUGACGUGGAUAACGUGGAGAUUAUUGAUUGGCUAGGAACAAGAGAUGAGAAUUCAACUAUUUUUGUGUCAUUUGGGAAUGAGUAUUUCUUGUCAAAAGAAGAAAUGGAGGAAUUAGCUUUUGGGUUGGAGUUAAGUAAUGUUAAUUUCAUAUGGGUUGUAAGAUUUCCAGAAAGGGAAAAGCGAAAUCUUGAAGAUGUAUUGCCAAAAGGUUUUCUUGAAAGAAUUGGAGAAAGGGGAAGAGUUUUGGACAAAUGUGUGUUACAAUCAAGAAUUUUGAAUCAUUCAAGUAUUGGUGGAUUUAUAAGUCCUUGUGGUUGGCAUAAUGUAAUUGAAUGUUUAGAUUUUGGGGUUCCUAUAAUAGCAAUGCCUAUACAUCUUGAUCAACCUAUGAAUGCUAAGUUGAUGGUAGAAUUGGGAGUCGCGGUGGAGAUUGUUAGAGAUGAUGAUGGGAAAAUUUAUAGAGAAGAAAUCGCGGAAACUCUUAAAGGUGUCGUAACAAGGGGGAAUUUGAGGGCAAAAGUUAGAGAUGUCAGCAAAAAUUUGAAAUCUAUAGGAAAUGAAGAGAUAGAUGGAGCUGCUAAAGAGCUAAUUCAACUUUGUAAGAUGUAG
Molecule: messenger RNA, 1332 nt
Organism: Solanum stenotomum
Lineage: Eukaryota; Viridiplantae; Streptophyta; Magnoliopsida; Solanales; Solanaceae
Product: beta-D-glucosyl crocetin beta-1,6-glucosyltransferase-like
Exons: 1
Coding region: 1-1332 (443 amino acids)
Molecular function (GO): UDP-glycosyltransferase activity
Source: RefSeq, a predicted model, not a curated record